Messenger RNA from Amaranthus tricolor (Joseph's coat), 851 nucleotides. RefSeq names its product HVA22-like protein f. The record is from RefSeq and is a predicted model, not a curated record. Lineage: Eukaryota; Viridiplantae; Streptophyta; Magnoliopsida; Caryophyllales; Amaranthaceae. The transcript is spliced from 5 exons. The coding region runs from base 100 to 573 and encodes 157 amino acids.
CUUCAUAUAACCCAUUCUUCAUUAAAACUUUAUAUAUCUCAAUCCCUUUGUUUCAUACUAUUCCAAGAGGAUUUCUGUAACAAGAGGAGCAUAACAAACAUGGGUUUUCUUGCAAAAAUUGCAAUGAGUUUUGAUGCACUAAUUGGGCCCGGGCUGAUGCUUUUGUAUCCGCUGUAUGCAUCAAUGCGAGCUAUCGAAAGCCCUUCAACAUUAGACGAUCAACAAUGGCUGACAUACUGGGUUCUUUACUCAUUGACAACUCUCUUUGAGCUCUCCUGUUGGAGAAUCCUUCAAUGGCUUCCAUUCUGGCCGUACGUGAAGCUCUUAUUCUGUAUGUGGUUGGUGCUACCCAUCUUCAAUGGCGCUGCGUACAUCUACGAGAAUUAUGUUCGUAAGUAUGUAAAGAUGGGCUUGUCCGUUAACCACAUUCACCCUGAGAGCCACCGAAAAGUGCUGCAAAUGAUGUCGCUUGAUGCACGGAAAUCUGUUGAGCGCUACAUCGAGAGAUAUGGACCUGAGGCAUUUGAGCGAGUUGUUAGAGCAGCCGAAAAAGAGGCAAAGAAGCAAAACUAAGGAUGAAAAUUACGUAGCCCUUUUUUUUUUCUAUAGAUCAGUUUGUAAAUUGAUUUCAUUUCACUAGCCUGAUUGGCUACUACAGAAACGAUGUGUAUAAUAUAUAUGUAUAUACGUAUAAUGUAAUAUUUUUACAAAAAAUCAUGAACGAUAAAGAAUACAACAAAAAUCUAUGGAAUGAGGUAAUUGACACCAAAUUACAGAACAUUCUUGUUCCAGUUUACAAACAUCAAAUUAUAGAUCAGUUUGUAAAUUGAUUUCAUUAGGUUGUAUGAUCC